AUGCGUUUCCAAAUUAGUGUAGUUCAAUAUAAAUAUGCAUGUAAGGUAAUCAUCGUUCUAUCUUGUGCUGUAGCACUAAAUGCUCAACCAUUUGGCGUAGGUCUUGGUCUGGGAAGACUAGGCUUAGGGUCUGGCCUUGGCCUAGGAAGGCUAGGUGGUCUAGGCAUGGGGGGAAUAGGUCUAGGUGGUCUCGGUAUGGGAGGGAUGGGCUUAGGUGGUCUCGGUAUGGGAGGGAUGGGCCUAGGUGGUCUCGGUAUGGGUGGAAUGGGGGGAGGCUACGCCAGCGGUGGCGGAUAUGGCGGUGCGGGUUAUGGCAGUGGCGCAAGUGGUGUCGGAAGCCAAGGCUACCAGAAUGCCGGAGCGGGUGGCUUUCACAACGUUGGUGCUCACAACAAUAGAGUUACAUCCAUAAACCAAGCUGAAGAUUCUGGUUUUAAUAACAUCGGCGGUGGAUCAACAAUGAACAAUGGCGGUUAUGCUGGAAAUGGAUUCAACGGGUUCCAGAACGGUGGUUCACAAUUUGGAAAUGGUUUUGGAUCCGGUAGCCAAGGCAUGAUAAUAUAA
Molecule: messenger RNA, 564 nt
Organism: Pieris macdunnoughi
Lineage: Eukaryota; Metazoa; Arthropoda; Insecta; Lepidoptera; Pieridae
Source: the annotation of a GenBank genome assembly